GUUUUUCAUAUCCAAGCUGCCAAACAGACCCUAACGAUAUAUAAGAUGCCACUCGCUAAGCGUAAACCCUAGCUGGAGAUAUCUCUCGACCUCUCGAUCAAGACGACGAAGAAUUGGAAUUCAGCCUCGAUUAUUUUGGUUAUUACAAAUUACAGAAGACACUUUAUUUUUCUUCAAGAACAAUGCAACUCGGUGAGAAACUUGUAAUAGAGGAAGUAGAGUAUCAAAUGCAUGACCCAGGCUUCACAACUACUGAUUCAGUGACUUUCACAGAUGCUGAUAUGAUGCAACAGUAUGAUUCCAUUCAGGCUGCAGCAACUGAGAAAAUACCAUAUGUUGGCGACAAGGCAGGAGCCACUUAUAUGCUUCACAAAAAAGAGCCACUUAUAAGCUUUUCUUUGAAACUGAUUGAUGUGCUAUUUCCCUCUUGGAGCCUCUUUCCGUGUUAUUAGAGGAAUAUCAGUCAGGCAGCCCUAUAUUGCUGGAGAAAAUCCAGGUACAGGUAUUGAGUGAAAGUUAUGCUUCCAUUAGACGGAUAAGAGGAGACGGGAACUGUUUCUUUCGGUCCUUCAUGUUUUCCUAUCUGGAGCACAUUCUGGAAUCACAAGACAAAGCAGAGGUUGACCGGCUUACUGCAAAUAUUGAAAAAUGCAAAAUGACCCUCCAGAGACUGGGAUAUGCAGAUAUUGAACUAUGCAAAAAGACCCUCCGGAAUCUGGGUUAUGCAGAUUUUACCUUUAAAGAUAUAUCUGCGUUGUUCCUUGAGCAGUUGGAAAAUCUUCUGCAAGGAAAUGAGUCCUUCAUAAGUUGUGAAGAUCUGAUGCAGAGGGGUCGAGAUAACUCCGUGUCAGAUUAUGUUGUAAUGUUCUACAGAUUUGUUACUUCUGGUGAAAUCCGUAGGCGUUCUGAAUUUUUCAAACCUUUCAUUUUGUGCUUAGCAAAUACAACCGUGGAUGAGUAUUGUAAGACCUCCGUGGAACCGAUGGGGGAAGAGAGCGACCAUGUUCAAAUCACUGCCUUGUCCGACGUGUUGGGUGUGCCCAUCCGUGUGAUGUACCUGCCCUGCAGAUCCUAUGAUCCUAAGGGUGUCAGUGUAUAUCAUUAUGAUUUUGUUCCAACUGUUGGUGAUGUUCCAAAUACUAGCAAAGGCGAUGCUGUGCCCGUGAAACCUUUCAUCACCUUGCUUUACCGCCCGUUCCCUGGCCAUUAUGACAUUCUGUACCCAAAGCAAUCAGAAUCGCCGGUGAAUCCUGAACGGCCUGGUGAGACUACACUGGCAGAGCAUGAAAAGAUUAAAGAACAGAGCAAUUUGCAGAGAACUGUUUUCAUAGACAAUCUCCCAUUUCGUACUGAUAAUGAAGAGGUGAGGAAACAGUUCUCUGAUUUCGGGGAAGUGCUGUCAUAUUUCCCUGUUCUUCACGAAGUCACCCGGCGACGAACAGGAACUGGUUACCUCAAGUUCAGUACACCAGACGAGGCUGAUGCUGCGGUGGCAGCGGCACGUUAUACAGGAGGUUCAAGGAUUCUUCUGAAUGGCAGACAAUUAACUGUGAUUAAGGCCUCGGACAAGAAAGCUCGCGAUAAGGAACUUGAAAAGGCAAAAAGUGAUGAUGUUGACCAGCGCAACCUUGAGCUUGCAAAGGUAGGUGUUAUUCUCAAGGACUCUCGUGAUGCUGAAUGUGUUUCAUCAAGUGAUAUGUACCUUCGCCAAAUGUUGGAGAAGAGAAAGAAUGAUAAGCUUCAAUCAUCUCCUGACUUCCAUGUUUCGAGAACUAGACUCGCUGUAUACAAUUUUCCAAUGACACUCUCUGAGAAGCAGCUUAAAUAUAUUAUUCUAGAUGCAAUUCUUUCCCCUGAUAGCAAACAAACUCGUGUCAUCCAACAGUUAAAAAUCUUAGGAAAAAGCAAGCAUGCAAAGGCGACGGAGAAAGACCUUAAACGUGGAACAGCUUUCGUUGAGUUCUCGGAUUAUGAACAUGCACUUGCAGCCCUGAAUGCUCUUAAUAAUAAUGCUACUUGGACUACAAUUGAACGCUUGGAUAUGGAUGUGGUGAAUCAAAUAGGUCGAACGGUUGGCAUUUCUCUGAGUUUAAACAAACGUAGGUUCAGUUAUUUAAGAUAGUUACCUGGCCUUGGUGAUGAAAAAUUUGCUCUUCAGAUUUAGUAUUUGUGCGAAGAAGAACAGAGUUGAGGUUAGCUAUCUCUAUAUUCAAAGUUUUUGCACGGGAUACAGAUUACAUCUCCGUUGGUGCGGCAUUAAAGCUGGACCAUUAAUAACUAGUUUUCCGGGACCAUUAAUAACUAGUUUUGCACGGGAUACAGAAUGAGUCUACCGUAGGAAAUUUGGCGGCUAGAAUUUAGUUGCCGAUGGAGUUGGAACGGAAAGUUUUCUCCAGUCAGUAAUAGAACUGGCAUGUUACGACGGCUAUUUUUAGAAUUAUUAAAAGUAACAAAAAGGAACGGUUUGAUUUUGAAUUUCAAAUUUCCUUUCUGCUUGGUUGUAGCACGGCCCUUUUGGGAUAAAGGUAAAGGUAAUAGGAAAGAAGAUAUAUUAACAACUUAAAUUAAACUAGAUUUACAUAAGAGGAGUAUUUCAUGAGAUCUCCAAACUCGUGAUCGGAGACUCGAUCCGCUGACCUCCUAAUUGAGAGUUAGGCUCCUGGCCAACUGGACUAACCUUUUUGGGAUAAACGUAACACUAAGGGUUAAAAUGAUAUUUUGAAAUUGGGAAGCACUGACACGGACAUGGGAAACAGGACACAUACAAGAUAUGACACAGACAUGUAAAAAUCCAAAAUCAUCGGGACACGAACACGUUUAUAUAUAUUAAUAUAUGUCUAAAAUCACAGUGUAAUUU
Messenger RNA from Papaver somniferum (opium poppy), 2857 nucleotides. RefSeq names its product RNA-binding protein 28-like. The transcript is spliced from 16 exons. The record is from RefSeq and is a predicted model, not a curated record. NCBI's taxonomy places the organism in Eukaryota, Viridiplantae, Streptophyta, Magnoliopsida, Ranunculales, Papaveraceae. The coding region runs from base 572 to 2122 and encodes 516 amino acids. Gene Ontology annotation, molecular function: RNA binding.